AUGGUACGCAUCACUGCACCUGUACCAACAGUAGCAACCCACCACCUAUUCUUCGACCAAAACCUUGAUCUGAAGAACAACAAUCUAAGUAGUUUGCCUUCUCCCAGCCAUCAACUCGAGCUUCUACCACCGCUGCUGCGCUACCCCAUUCACACUUUUCCGCGUCUCCUCAUUCCUCAAACAACUACUUUCACCAUGAAGGAGCCAAAGAAAAAGAAAAGAAAAGAGGCUACAACCUCAGACAUAUUGCACUUGAUGGACGCUCUACCUUUUCCUAGACCCGUUGACAUCUAUACCUCAUUGAUAAAAGAGUGCACUGUUUUCGGUGACCCAGAAACUGCCAUUGAGUUGUACACCUACAUCUCCAAGAGCGGCAUGAAACCCCUCUUGCCUUUCCUCAAUCGGAUUCUCAUUAUGUUUGUGUCUUGUGGCCUGUUUGAAAAUGCACGCCACAUGUUUGACAAAAUGCGUGUUAGGGACUUCAACUCUUGGGCGACCUUGUUUGUUGCGUACUAUGAUAAUGCUGAAAAUUAG
Messenger RNA from Vigna angularis (adzuki bean), 534 nucleotides. RefSeq names its product pentatricopeptide repeat-containing protein At1g31790. Gene Ontology annotation, molecular function: protein binding. The transcript has a single exon. The coding region runs from base 1 to 534 and encodes 177 amino acids. The record is from RefSeq and is a predicted model, not a curated record. Lineage: Eukaryota; Viridiplantae; Streptophyta; Magnoliopsida; Fabales; Fabaceae.